AUGUACUGGCCCAUCGGGGCGCCCAAAACGUAUGCUGCUUCUAAGCAUGUAGUUCGCAGCACCAAUUCACCCAUUCCCGACCACAACGAUCUUGACAAGCUCGCCGUCACUCCGCUCUCACCCGACGCUGGACAACUUACACCUCUGGUCUUGGAGCACGAGCAGACACCUUUCGAGCAUGCGGUCUCGCCCACGCCUUUAUCGGAGGACCACAAUGGCACAGAAGAGCAGGAAAUAGUGGAUAUCAAAACAUCUCGCGCUGGCAACAUAUUUACCACCAUCACCACCUCGUCGCUUAGUGUAUGGCAGACCAAGCCCACCGCUCUGCUCGCUACAGUCAUAAGAUCGACUCAUUCUCUGGAAACAUAUGGCCCGAAUACAUCUGUCCUGCUGCGUCCCGAUGCCCUCAUAGUCAUUGUGCAGACUCAGAAAGGCUUUCUCAUAACGUACUCCCUGGCCAUCGAUCCGGCUGCCCGAGUAUACCAAACGUCCAUCUUCACUCCCUCCGGAUCUCAUGUCCGACGGCCAAGCAAUGAAGGGUACAGUAAGAGACCAAAUCUAAUCCCUGAAGGAGGACCUGCAGAAGGCGAAGGCAUCAGGGAAGUCAGUGUACGCUUUCGUAUGGUAAUCCGGAUAGACGCUGGUAUUUCGCAAGCUCUCGUGCUUGAUGACGAGCUUGUUGUAACCACCGUCAAGCCUGCAGCCGUUCAAUGCAUACGUUGGACACCAGAUAAUUCAGGCUCUUCUCACAGUACAGAACUUCUCAAGCGAAUGAGCUGGCUCAUUGGAAGAUCUUCGGUCAUCAACAUGUCAUACGACAGACCGAUGAAUCUUCAUACUUGGGUAACAGAUGACGGUAGAGCGUACGCAGUACAGCGUUUAUCUGGAAGCAGCGCCGAUCCUGCCAAAAGCAAAAGUCUCUUCAAAGGCUUCUGCUUCCAUGCCCCGGAUCAGCCAGGACUUUUUGCAACAAAGUCUGUGAUCAAUGCUCGCUUCUCCCUAAUAGCCGUCGGUUGUUCAAACGGCACAAUUCAAGUCUAUUCUGCAAAGGACUACCUGGGUAAUAUACCACGAUCCCACGAACUGAAGCUACCCGUGUCAGAAGCAUCUUCUGGCAAUCUGACUCUAUUGAGCUGGUCACCAGAUGGCUACUGUCUCUUUGCAGGAUAUGAUCAUGGCUGGGCAAUGUGGAGUGUAUAUGGUAAGCUAGGUGCCAACACUUUCGGUGCGGAUCGAACAAUGUCGGAAGCAAACAACGAGGAGUGGCUGUGUGGCGUGCGCGCUGGUUUCUGGAUCGGUGGUGGUGCAGAAAUAAUGCUCCUUGGGCCAAACCGAAACGAGCUACAUGUUGUUGAGAUGAUGCGGAGCAGUGUGACAAGCUGCUUUGCAAUGCCCAACAUUUCUAGAUCUCUGUUACAAGGAAGCACUAGCUUGAUGCUGUACAAAGGAUUUGAGACUCCGGAUCACACAACCAUAUCUGGCGAUAUCUCCUUGUGGCAGACAGUGCAAGCCCCACAGGCCUAUCUCGCAUAUCAAUGGCCGCUGCGGCUUAGCGUUGUCUCUGCUGAUGCAAGAUAUCUUGCUGUGGCUGGAAGACGAGGCCUCGCACACUACAGCGUUGGCAGUGGACGAUGGAAGACGUUCGAGGAUCCUAUGGCUGAGAACAGCUUUACCGUACGAGGUGGUAUGUGCUGGUGGCAACAUAUUCUUGUGGCUGCCGUGGAAUCCGGAAAUAGUUAUGAGGUCCGUCUGUAUUCGCGCGAGAAGACUCUAGCCAAUUCUCAAGUAUUGCACUCUGAGAUACUGCCAUACCCAGUAGUCUGUAUGGCCACAUCUGGAGAAGACUCUCUAUUGGUGUAUACCUACGAGAACGUCCUACUCCAUUACAUCUUCGUCUCAUCAAACAAGACGGUCAGACUAGCACAAGUUGGUCAGAUUGCCUUCCAUGGCAUUAUCAGGGCUCCACCACGUGUUCGUGCUAUCAGUUGGAUUCUUCCUGAGGAGCAACGUGACAACGGCGAUCCCUCGCAAGACGUUGCCACAGCUUCCGUGCUGUUCCUGGUUGAUGCCAAGUUGGUACUCUUGCAGCCCUCAGCAAACGAGCUCGGGGAGCUGAAGUACGACAUGCGGGUCAUUGCUCAUAACGUGGAGUUCUACACACUCUCGAGGGAACAGCCACCUUCCAUUUCCCCACCAGGCCUUCUUGGAGAUAGUUCUGACAACAAAUAUCUCUCUGCUGGUGCUCUGGGUCACAGCUUGCGCGACUCUUUGUGGUACUUUGAUGGCACAUCAAUGCACGCAUGGCCUGAUGUCCUCGACGUGCUCUCCUCUGCUCUGACGGAGCAUGGUCGUGAGGUGGCGCCCACUGUCGCUAUCACCACCGACUUCUACCCACUGUCUGCGAUUGUGGAAAAAGGACUUCUCACUGGUCUCGAGUCGGAUCUGGUUCAACGUCGUGAUAUCAAUUUUGCAUUCUACCGUCUUAAUCCCCGGACUCACCUGUCUAUACCAUCUCUUCUCCGACAUCAUCUAGCCCAGUACGACUCACCCGCUGCGCUCCAUCUUUCACAUUCUUACCAGAAACUACCUUACUUCGAUCAUGCCUUGGAAGUGCUCCUGCAUGAUGUCCUAGAUGACGAGGUCGAUGCUCCCCCCGAGUCAUCGGAGGCAGCACUCCUUCCUGGUGUCUUGUCGUUCCUCUCCUCGUUCCCAACAUAUCUUGAUAUUGUUGCCGGAUGCACGCGCAAGACUGAAUUAAGAAGCUGGAAAACUUUGUUUCGCUACCUGCCUCCUGUUGCCGAAUUGUUCGAAGAGUCCCUCCGGAAAGAUAUGCUCAAGACGGCAGGAAGUUAUUUGUUGAUUCUGCAUGCUUUCGAUGAAGGUAGCUUCAGUGCGCGUCAGACGUCUACUCUUUUCAAGAGAGCUAAGAACGAGGGUGAUUGGGAUCUCUGCAAGGAACUCGCUCGUUUCCUGGUAGGGAUUGACGAGACCGGAAACCUUCUGAAAAGCGUGCUAUCUCGGGCUGGGUUGAGGGAUGCGGAGCCUGGUGAUAGCUAUGACUCCUCGGACGAGGCUGAUAGCAAGCCAUCUCACGAAGCUCAUGGCUCCAAUGGCGCGUCACUGCAGACACCUGACAGGUCCGAGGGCGAUAGUAGUAACGGUAGCAUCAUCAUUGCUGGCCGCAAUCCUGGUUCAUCUGCACAAGACUAUUUCGCCGAUUCGGCAAGAUACUUGUGA
Molecule: messenger RNA, 3237 nt
Organism: Aureobasidium melanogenum CBS 110374
Lineage: Eukaryota; Fungi; Ascomycota; Dothideomycetes; Dothideales; Saccotheciaceae
Exons: 3
Coding region: 1-3237 (1078 amino acids)
Biological process (GO): retrograde transport, endosome to Golgi; intracellular protein transport
Cellular component (GO): Golgi membrane; Ric1-Rgp1 guanyl-nucleotide exchange factor complex; cytosol
Molecular function (GO): protein binding
Source: RefSeq, a predicted model, not a curated record